Molecule: messenger RNA, 580 nt
Organism: Anastrepha ludens (Mexican fruit fly)
Lineage: Eukaryota; Metazoa; Arthropoda; Insecta; Diptera; Tephritidae
Gene: Obp19b
Exons: 5
Coding region: 43-513 (156 amino acids)
Molecular function (GO): odorant binding
Source: RefSeq, a predicted model, not a curated record
CUAGUCUCAUUUCGCUGAAUUCGUGUGAUUAAUGUAAUUGAAAUGAAAAUGUUGCAGACAGCUCGAAUUUUUACGGGAACGAUUUUGCUAAUAUUCACGGGAAACGUUCUGGCUGAUGAAAUGAUGAGCUUGCCCAUGGGAUUAUUGAUUGAAGCCGUUGAGCCAUACGCUAUUAAUUGUGACCCGAAGCCUGAGCUGGAACACGCGCAGGAGCUUUUCUUGAAUAAGGAGGACGCACAGCAUACAACGAAAUGUCUACGUCGGUGUCUAAUGGAUCAGUUCGAAUUGUUUAUAGAUGGUGGCACGCAAGUAAAUAGCGAAAAGCUGGUGGGCUAUAUGCUAUUGGCAUAUCCUGACAAAAUGGAAGAGCUUAACGAAAUUUUAGACGGCUGUAACGAACAAAACGAAGAAAUGGGCAUCGAUGAGAAAUGCGAAGUGGCUCAUGUAUUUGGAAUGUGUAUGCUGAAAGAAAUGCAAUCACGUGAAUAUGAAAUACCUAAGGUUGUGGAGUGAAAAAAAAUUUCAAACCAAUUUUAAAUACAAUUGUUACUUUUAAUAAAAGUUGAACAAUUACAGCAUA